GGACCCGCUGUGUCCCACCCGCUCGCUCCCGCCGUGCUGGGAGGGAGAUGGAGGCGUAGUAGCGGCCGGUGCGCAUGCGCCCCUUCUGCCCUGAGGUGCCUGCUCGCACUUCCGGUUUGGGAGCUGGCCUGGGAGGCUGGCCAUUUGGGGCUGGAGCCGGAGCUGAGUGGGUGAAGCUGGCCCGGGGGCAGGAGUGCGAGGGGGCUGAGGGAGACGCUCCCAGGGCUGUGUCGGAGAGUGUUCUCAGGGCGCCGUAGCCCGGCCGGAGGCCCGUGUUAGGCAGCGCACGGGGCUCCGAGAGUGACCCGGCCGGAGGGAGCGAAGACAAAGAGGCCGGAACCCCGUACCCGCCGCUCCUGGAGCCGAGUUCCGCGCCGGCAAGCCCCGCAGCCCUCGGAGCCUCUGGCCGGCACCCUGGCUCGUCCUCAGGAGACCCAUCCCGACCGUUCCCUGGACUCCCUCUCUACCAACUCAGUGUGACUCUCCCCAAGCCCACCCGGCCCUCGCUUCAGGAGUCGGAGCUGCCUUCUCCCGAUGCGCUCGGUUUCCCUUCAGUGGCUCUCGAGUCCUUGCCGAACGGUUCCUCUGCGGAGGGGGAGAAACAAAGACUCGACAUUUAGAAGAAACUCCUCUUACAGAGAGACUGCAGGUGAUUCUCCAAGGAAUGGGAAGAUAGGUGUAAGCCCUGGAGCCCAGACCCUUAAGUGGAGGGAAGUUGCUUUCUGCUGUGAAUGAUGGCCAGACCCACUCUGAGAGGGGAUGGCACUAACUCUGAGACCUUCCGACAACGCUUCAGGAGAUUCCAUUACCAGGAGGUGGCAGGGCCCCGGCAGGCUUUCAGCCAACUCUGGGAACUUUGCUGUCGGUGGCUAAGGCCGGAAGCACGCACCAAGGAGCAGAUUGUAGAGUUGUUGGUGCUAGAGCAGUUCCUGGCGGUCUUACCUGGGGAGAUCCAGAACUGGGUACAGGAACAUUGUCCAGACAGUGGAGAGGAGGCGGUGGCUCUGGUGGAAGAUUUAGAAAGACAGCUUGGAAGACCUGGACGUUCGGUCACAGUCUCUGUGAAGGGGCAGGAAGUGCGCUCGGAGAAGAUGACACCCCUGAAAUCAUCACAGGAGUUAUUAAGUGUUCGGCAGGAGUCAGUGGAACCCCAGCCCAGGGGUGUACCCAAGAAAGAGAGGGCAAGAAGCCCAGACCUGGGACUACAGGAGCAGAUGAACCCAAAGGAGAAGCUCAGACCUUUUCAAAGGAGCGGAUUUCCAUUUCCUAAAUCUGGUGUGGUCUCCAGGCCGGAGCAAGGAGAGCCAUGGAUCCCAGAUCUGCUGGGCUCCAAGGAGAGGGAACUCCCAGGAGGCAGUCACACUGGAGACAGACGAAUGCCUGCCGAUCUGUUACCAUCCAGGAGAGAGAGAAGAACCUGGGUAGAACAGGAUCACUGGGGCUUUGAGGAUGAGAAGGUAGUGGGUGUGCACUGGGGCUAUGAAGAGACCAGAACUCUCCUUGCAAUUCUCAGUCAGACGGAGUUUUAUGAGGCUCUCCGAAAUUGUCAUAGAAAUAGCCAAGUGUAUGGGGCAGUGGCUAAGCGGCUCCGAGAAUAUGGCUUCCUCCGGACCUUGGAACAGUGUCGAACCAAGUUCAAAGGUCUCCAGAAGAGCUAUCGGAAAGUCAAAAGUGGCCAUCCACCUGAGACCUGCCCCUUCUUUGAAGAGAUGGAAGCCCUGAUGAGCGCACAGGUCAUCGCGCUGCCCAGUAAUUGCCUGGAAGAGGCAGCCUCUCACUCUGGUCUGGUGGGCAGUGAUGCUGAGACUGAGAACCCAGGGCAAGAGGGCUGGCAGCCUGAUGGGGGAGCAGAAGAGGCCAUGGCUGAGGGAUCUGACAGUGAUGAGAUGGGCCCAGAGGCUACCCCCCAGGACUCCGACAGCUCAUCUGCACCAGUCCUGUUCUGCAGCCCAAGUGGUGUACACUGGGGCUAUGAGGAGACCAAGACGUACCUUGCGAUUCUUAGUGAGACUCAGUUUUAUGAAGCCCUCCGGAACUGUCACCGCAACAGUCAGCUGUAUGGAGCAGUGGCUGAGCGGCUAUGGGAAUACGGCUUUCUCAGGACACCUGAGCAGUGUCGGACCAAGUUUAAAAGUCUACAAACCAGCUAUCGCAAAGUCAAGAACGGCCAGGCACCCGAGACCUGUCCCUUCUUUGAAGAGAUGGAUGCCUUGGUGAGUGCACGGGUUGCUGUCCUCCCCAGCGGUGGCCUGGAGGAGGAGACACCUUGCCCGAUCCAAGAGACCAGUGAGGCCGAGGCUGAGAAGCAAGCUGAGGAUGCAGAAGGGGCCAUAGAAGAAGAUUCUGAUGGUGAUGAAGACGAUAUGGAGGUACCCCCGGGGGCUGUCCUGACCCGUGCUCCGGUCUUAUUCCAGAGCCCCAGUGGUUUCGAGGCUGGAUUUGAGAAUGAAAAGAAUCCAAAUCGGGAUAUUUCUGAGGAAGUACAACUGCAUAGGACGUUGCUUGCAAGAUCUGAAAGGAAAAUUUCUCGCCAUCGUAAUCAGGGUAAAGGCAGUGAGAGUGAAUGUAGAUCAGGCAGACAGUGGGAAAAGACCCCAGGGGAGAGAAGAGGAAAACUGAUACUCCCAGAGAGGAGCUCAGGGAAAGUCCUAAAUCAUCAGAAACCUUAUUUGGGAGAGAAACCCUGUAAGUAUCUCACAUAUGGCAGAAGCGUUGGUCCAAAUUCCCACCUCAUGCAUCAGAUAUCCCAGCAGAUGGAAAAUCCAUAUAAGUGUGCCGAUUGUGGGAAAAGCUUCAGUCGUAGUGCUCGCCUCAUUAGACACCGGAGAAUCCACACUGGAGAGAAACCUUAUAAAUGCCUUGACUGUGGGAAAAGUUUCCGUGACAGUUCAAAUUUCAUCACCCAUAGGAGAAUUCACACAGGAGAGAAACCUUAUCAAUGUGGUGAGUGUGGAAAACGCUUCAAUCAGAGCUCAAGCCUUAUAAUUCACCAGAGAACCCACACAGGAGAAAAGCCCUAUCAAUGUGAAGAGUGUGGAAAAAGCUUCAACAACAGCUCUCAUUUUAGCGCACAUCGGAGGAUACACACAGGGGAGAGACCCCAUGUGUGUCCUGACUGUGGGAAGAGUUUUGGUAAGAGUUCUGACUUACGUGCACAUCAUAGAACCCACACAGGAGAGAAACCCUAUGGGUGUCAUGCCUGUGGCAAGUGCUUCAGUAAAAGCUCUGCCCUUAAUAAGCACCGAGAAAUCCAUACACGAGAGACGCUUCUGUCACAGUCAGCACCUAAGUAAGCCCCCGAGGAUCUAGAAAGAGCCUCAAUAAAAGUAUUGUUUGGAAAGUCUUCCAAUAGUGAGAUCCAUCUCCUAGUUUAGGAAGUACUCUUUAGGAUCUGUCCCACUGUCCUUACGUUCCUCUUGGAUCUAAAGCCAAAUUUCCGACACAGUCGUCUUAAAGAAUGGAAGGGGAAUUUCAGUCCCUCUCUGCCUGCAUCAGAAUCGACAGGUAACACCUUUUCCCUCUCAGUGCCUACACCAUUCCCUUAAUAAAGCAGAAAGGAUGUAGCAGCGGAUCCCAUGAGUGUGAUAUGCACCCUUCCUUACCCUGUUACUCAGCUGCAUUUCUGACUGGAAAAGCCCAUCACAGAAGCAUCUCAGGGAGAAACUGUGAGACCUUUUUCUUUAAGUGAGUUUAGUUCUUUAAACAAUAAUGGAAGCACUAAAAAAAAAAAAAAAAGGAAAAAAACUUCCUGUACCUUUAACUCAGAAUGACGUUAUUUGCCACACAUUCUUUUCAUUUAUCUUAAAGGACAGUUUAAUGUCCAUCUUGGUUCUGCCCUAUGAAUCAUCUUGUCAAGAACCUAGGUGUUCUGUGUGGCGAAAUAACAUAAACCUUAACCUUGUAGAAAUAUUGAGGCAGGAACCCUGAUUUCUUAGUUUUUUCAAAGUCAUAGAAGGUUUGGGAUAGAAUAGCACUACAUUUACAGCAUCUAGUUUGAUUUUCUUUCUGUCCCAUUGCAUCUGAAUUUCAUCUGUCCCUUGUGGUCCAGGAGCCCAAAGAGCAAGUUAGCUGGGUGUGGUGACAGAGAAAGCAGUUACAGUUGCCAGCAGGCAAUCUCCCACCCCCCACAUAGUCCAGACACCUAGUACAGCGCCACACACCCUGUGGGCAUGCAGUACUGAUGUGCAGUGAAGCCACUGCCGCAUCUCUGUGUACCGGGAAAGUGACCAAUUAGGACCACCCCUAACGGCAGGGAAGGCGGGUCUGUCUGAUCUGUGGAGGUGCCAGUCUGUGGCUGACACACAUUUGAUUAGACAUAUCUGCUGUUAAAAUACAAGUGUAAUUACUGCUCUUAAUAAUCAAAUAGUAUUAGUUGCCUGUAUGUUGAUAGUAAGUAGUAUGAUGAGCCCCGUACAGCACAAGUUAAACAGACCCUGUCCUUGUCCUUACAAUCUACAACAGAUGCACCGACAUGGGCAAAUAAUAAAUCACUGCACGUGUACAGUUCCAGCAGUUUGAGAGAAACCUAGAAAGUUAGGGAGUGACACUAGAUGUAAAUGUUAGGGUCCGGUGCGUUUGAGUUUGCUGUUAGAAAAAUCUGGGAGGUAUUCUCUUUAUUCAGGAAGACUUCAUGAAUCAGAAGGAGGGAAAUUUCCUGGGUAAAUUAGGGUGGGAUGAAUUUUCCAAAACUAGUUACACAAUUGAAUGCCGAGUGGGUGAGGAACGGGCAACUGGGGAGCCAAGUGUUUUUUGUAGAUGGAGCAGACGGCAAAGGACAGGCCGUGGGAAGGUUAGAUAAAGCUGGGGGCAGCACAAACUGUAGUACCAUGUGGGCUGUGCAGCAGGCAGGUAGAAUCACCUCAGCUGAAAUAUGGGGUGCCAGGGGCAGACCAGGAGGUGCUACACCUUCAUGACAAGGGCCUCUGCUGUAUUGAUUGCUAAGGAAACAGCUGGCCACCUCUGGGGAGGAAGAAUGAGCAGUUUUAGGGGACUGCCUCUGACGGGCAGGUCACAGAGGGAGAUGAACCUGGCCAGAUGGCCAAGGCCUAUUUCACAUUUCAAUAAAGUUAGAAUCCGGUGGCUGGAAUGAGAUCUGGGAGGGGAGUCGGGGGAGAGAGAUUCUAUAAUUAAUACCUGACUGUGUUAGAUGACAGAUCAGUUAGGGUUCUAGUGCUAGAGGGAUCCUAGUACAAGACAUCUAACACUAGGGGAGAUGGUCUCAGUAAUGUUGCUUUGGCAUACAGGGAGGUACAAGUGACACCAGUCUAAAGCAAUGCCUCAGAAUCUGGGAUGGUUUAGGAAGUAUGCUGUCCAAAAACAAAGAUCAUCUUUUGUCUGUCUGUGUAAAGUCUUGUGGAAAAGCACUGGAUGAGGUACCAGCAGAUGGGAAUUGUUCCAGGCAUCUUGCGUGUAAAUCAACUUGCCUCAGUUUCCCUUUCUGUAAAGCAGAAUAUUGUUUACACCUUAUUUUGCCUCUCAGGGAUACCAUGUUAAUAAAAACUAUGUCUAUAAAGCGCCUAGCAUUCCUUCAAAUGUUUUUUAUAUGUGCAUGCAAAUUAUGAUGAUUGUUGAUGGUAGGAAAAGAUAAAUGUUUACCAGCUUCUUUUGGCUCCUAUGUGGGGUAACUAGAAAUAUCAAUCUUUAUGUUCUAGGCAAAGGAAGAACCCAUAAAAACAAACCUGUUGCCAUCGACUCGAUUCCAAGUCACAGUGACCCUAUAGGACAGAGUAGAAGCGUCCCAUAGUUUCCAAGGCGCAUCAGGUGGAUUCAAACUGCCGACCUUUUGGUUCGCAGCUGUAGCACUUAACCACUAAGCCACCAGGGUUUCCAAAGGAAGGAUGGCACAAGAAAAAUUAGAAUGAAAAUCCUUGAUACCUGUGUCCGUAUCCACAAUCCAGUACGACCUGUGAUAACUGGGAUGGAGAUUGAGCCUUAUUUAAAAUAACCAAGGACCAGCCUCCAACCUCCAGAUAAAGAGAAUGUGCAAAAAGAAUAAGGUGAAGGUAAAUCUCUUAUCAAGGGAAGAGCAGUUUAUCUCAAACUAACUCAAAAACCUUUUUCUGCUGCCCAAUCUGCUUUUCCUGAGGAUGGCGGAAGCAAGAAAUAAUAGUCUUCAAGCAUUCUUUCUGAGAAAGAGAACCAAGUCCACUAUGCUUAAAGUUGUUGUGUGCUGUCAAAUCCGUAUGGCUCACAGUGACCCUGGAGGAGAGAGUAGAACUGCCCCAGAGGGUUUCUUAGGCUGUAAUCUUUAUGGGAGAGGACUGCCAGGUCUUUUCUUUAGGCGGCAGCUAGUGAGUUCGAACUGCUGACCUGGUUAGCAGCCAAGCACUUAACUGCUUCACCACCAGGGCUCCUUAUGCUUGAAGUAACAGUUGUCAAAUAUAGACAAUAAUAACCAGAUAUAAAAGUACAUAUCACUAAAACACUGAUAGGCUGUUGAACUACCUAGAUUUUACAGGCAAAACUCUAUUGUGAUUCUUGAGGAUUCCUGGAUUACCUGCUGAGAGGAGAAAGAUGGAAAAUAUUCCAUGAGAUAAUUUUUAAGUUUCUCGUUUUAGUUCUGGGUUGUGACCAACAGCAAUAAACGUACCAUAUUUUUAAAGGAUGAAAUGAGCCCUCAAUUUUAAUUCCCCUACCUAAUACACAAUGAUAUGGACAAAAAAUUGGCAGCAUGAAGUAUAAGGUCUAAAAAAACUCAAAUUGAGUGACAUUUGAGCUGACUACAAAGAGCUUAAGUCCUCCCUUCACUACUGCACCCGCCAUGGAGCUCCUUCAAAAACAAUUUGGAAAUCAGGUUGAAGGCUGGAAACGGAAAGCAAAAGUACCUUAGCGCUAUGGUAGUUCCACUAUGUUAAAGAGAGUGAGAGAAGAAAAAGGGUAAGGUAGAAACCUUAUUUUUAAAAAUACCUCGAUUCCUAGUGGGGAAUGUGUAUCCUUCCAGCCCCCACUCCCACUUGAGGCUAGCCUGAUUUUUAUAUUGUGAGAGAACUUAAUGAUAAAGCCAGCAAAUUAAAAUCCCUCAUCCCACUAGCUCUGGAUACAUAUUAAAUAAAAACCAACUAUAAAAUUAUAUAUAACCACUUUUUUUUUUUUUUACUGAGUAUAUUAUCAAGACCACUUUUGUGUCAUUACAUUUUAUUCUACAGCAUUUUUAGUGGUGGUGGAAUGGCCACAUUUUAUGAAUAGACUAUAUAUUUCUUAACCAUCCCUUAAUUUUGGAUAUGUAGACUCUGCAAUUUUACACUGUAUAGUACUAUGAUGAAUAUUAUAAUGAUGUCUUUGAGUAUAUUCAUGAUUUUUUUAAGAAAAAAUAAUUUUAUUUCAUAUAUAGAUUAAGGGAUAAAAAGAUAAAAGUUUAUUUUAUAAGUCUAUAACUCAAAGAGGCUUUGGAAACCCUCCUAGGUUUUCAACCUUAGUCUUGAAGUUUUCUGGCCCUAAAGGAACCAAAACUGACCUUUAUUUCAAGAUUCCAGAGUCUAGGGAUAUGUGAUUUCUGUAUGGGUGGGUGAGGGUAGAGGGAAGGAUAUAAUGCUGUGCAAGGACACAACCAUCUUAAGUGAGAACUUCAAAAGCCUGAAGGGCUUCUCUCUAUCCUCCCUAAGAAACAGACAGAUAGAAGGAAUACUGAUCAGAAAGUCUUAGUAGUUGAGAACAGAAGUGCCAUCACCUCCUCUUCCUCUGAUCCCAAGAAAAAAUAUGCAUUCUAAGAAACAAAUAAUUCAAGCAUACAUUGAUAUCUAAUAAACUUUUUGUUACCAUUUAGAAUUGAUCUAAGAUUGUCCCUCACCAACGACUGAAGUGGCUCUGGUCUGUGAGCUUACGUAAGCCUGCGCCAACAGUCCACGUAUAGCGGCAGGGUUACAGAGUCCCUCAGUUAACAAUGCUGUCACUACUGGAGGACCUUUUGUGAUCAGGAGAAAGUGUGCACUGGGAUAGAAAUCCUGGCAGCUUCCACAGAGGAAAAACUAAAGGGACAGAGUUGUUUUAAUGGAAUCUGCAGCAGUUUCUGUCUUUCCCGCCCCUUGGCCAGCUAGUCUCUCUCUUUAUUCCUAAACUGGAGCAAUGACUUCAAUCCCUUUCAAGUCUUGACGGGACACUCACAAGAAGGUUAAAGCCUGACCUCAGCAGCUGGCUCUGUCUGUCAUGGGAGUUCCUGAGGUGUGACCGUGGCUGCUGGGAUUCACGGAAACGCGCGGUGAGCUUGGGAACCCGAGGUUGCCAGUCCUGAGGGGUACUCACCCAGAGACAGCAAGGGAAGGGAGUCUGACUCACGGAAGCACAACGCAGAGCUGCUGUCACAGGCUAGAGGCUUCAAAGUCCUGGCAGCAAUGCUUUCCCUCUUUCAUCACGUUAUUUAGACCAAAACCAAAAAAAAGCAACCAAACCCACUGCUGCCGAGUCGAUUCCGACUCAUAGCAACCCUAUAGGACAGAGUAGAACUGCCCCACAGUGUUUUCCAAAGAGCGGCUGGUGGAUUCAAACUGUCCAUCUUUUGGCUAGCACCUGAGCUCUUAGCUGCUGUGCCACCAGGGCUCCUAUUUAGACUAGUGAUUGUAAAAUUUGUCCUGAGAAACUACUUUGAUUUACCUGAAGUUUUAUGAUCAUUAAUGGGGAAAAACUGCUAAAAAAAAAAAUUUACAAGUGGAACGGGAGUUUAGUUAGCAGCAAGUC
Messenger RNA from Loxodonta africana (African savanna elephant), 8670 nucleotides. It is a transcript of the gene ZSCAN29, whose product is annotated as zinc finger and SCAN domain containing 29. Bases 732 to 3293 code for a protein of 853 amino acids. The transcript is spliced from 6 exons. Gene Ontology annotation, biological process: regulation of transcription by RNA polymerase II. Gene Ontology annotation, molecular function: RNA polymerase II cis-regulatory region sequence-specific DNA binding; DNA-binding transcription factor activity, RNA polymerase II-specific. Lineage: Eukaryota; Metazoa; Chordata; Mammalia; Proboscidea; Elephantidae. The record is from RefSeq and is a predicted model, not a curated record.